GUUAUUCACCGCCUUAGGGUUUGCUUGCAGCGGGGAAGCUACGAACUCUGUUUAUACUUUAUUCAAAAGCAAUCAAAAGUUCCCUCUCCAAACGCUGCGUUUCGGUCGAUUUCUGACUCUGAGUUCAAGAAAAUGCUGAAGGUUGAAUCCUUUACCUGACCAUUCAUCUCAAGAUCCUGAUAAUAGAACUUAUUAGCCAUGAAGGUGCGAUCAUCAGUGAAGAAAAUGUGUGAGUAUUGUAGAACAGUCAAACGUCGUGGGCGAGUAUAUGUACUAUGCACAGCCAAUCCCAAGCACAAGCAACGACAAGGCAUGUCAACAUUUGCCCAUGAAGGCCCUCUUCCUCCAAUGUCCUCAGAGAUGAAUGCCAAGCAGGAGAUCUCACGGAACCACAGGUUGCAGGGAGGUCUGGCAUCUAUUAUACCCAAGAAGCCUGAGCCAUCUAUGAUGUAUGGAUGGAGAGCAUCUCUGGCAUCUCUCCUGUUCAAGCAGGUGAAUUAGCAGCAGAAGGAAAAACAAAAACAGAAAUAUGACAAUUUAUCCUGUGAUGGUGCCUUUCUAUAUUUUCCUUGUUUUGGUAAUUUGCACUGGGUUGGCUGCGAUAGUAAUAAAUGAGAAUUAAUAUUUAUAUAGAGGAUAAGGCAGCCAACCGAUUAUUUUCUUUUUCCUUCCAUUGUUUGAAAAUGGAGGGUGGGGUUUGGGUUGGUGCUGGUGUGGUUAACGGUUGGUGCCGGUGGUUAGGAACGGGUUGGUGUUGGAGUGUUACAGGUACUCUGCCUUCUGCAAUAUCCAUGUCCUGCAAACAGAUGUUGGCUUCAACCUCAAAUCAACUACCAACUUCCUAUUUUGACCUCCCA
Messenger RNA from Vitis vinifera (wine grape), 857 nucleotides. RefSeq lists its product as uncharacterized. Gene Ontology annotation, biological process: translation. The record is from RefSeq and is a predicted model, not a curated record. Bases 199 to 501 code for a protein of 100 amino acids. Gene Ontology annotation, cellular component: ribosome. The transcript has 4 exons. Gene Ontology annotation, molecular function: structural constituent of ribosome. NCBI's taxonomy places the organism in Eukaryota, Viridiplantae, Streptophyta, Magnoliopsida, Vitales, Vitaceae.